GUGCAGGUAAGGAAAAGCUUUGGGAUGGCACGUGGCUCGAGCUCCUGUAGUUGGAGGAGUCGGUUGUUUGAUUGGCCAGCGUUUCGACGUGUCCCAUGACCCGCAUCCUCGCCGACGCCUGCGCUACCCCCGGCCGCUUCUUUUUUUUUUUUUGGCCUGCCGUCCACCGGCCCGCCCGGGCGCAUGCAGGAAAAAGUCCCGGCCGUCCAAGUUACCGCCUGCAGCUGGACGUGGACGGCAACAGCUACAGCGGGCGCUUCUACUGCAUGCUCGCGUCGCGCGGCUGCCCGCUCAAGGCCACGGCCUUUCGAGAGUGGCACGACGACCGCCUGGUCCCCUGGCUCCAUUACGUGCCCGUGUCGCAGUCGCUCGAGGAGCUGCCGGAGCUGGUCCGCUUCCUGGCCGGCACGCGCGGCGGCGGCGACGUCGCCCGCGCCACCGCCGACGCCGGGAGGGAGUGGUACGACAGGGCCGUCGGUCCCCUUCACCAGAGCCUGUAUCUGUACAGGCUCAUGCUGGAGCUAGCCUAGCUCAUGGACGAGGCGCGGUCCAUGACGUAGCGCGGCCCUUUUGGCUGGUGGAUGCGGUCAUGAGGCAAAGUGUAAAUACACACAUACCUAGGCAGUAGCCAUACUUAAUAUCUUGCUUCAUUUCUCGGCAUAGGCUAGCCGAUCCUAAUUUGGACAAGAUAGUAUUAGUCCCUAAUUGAUGCUCGAUGAAUCGGGCCUGUCAGUCC
Gaeumannomyces tritici R3-111a-1 is the source of this 736-nucleotide messenger RNA. RefSeq lists its product as hypothetical. Lineage: Eukaryota; Fungi; Ascomycota; Sordariomycetes; Magnaporthales; Magnaporthaceae. Bases 96 to 530 code for a protein of 144 amino acids. The transcript has a single exon. The record is from RefSeq and is a predicted model, not a curated record.